Molecule: messenger RNA, 1248 nt
Organism: Colletotrichum graminicola M1.001
Lineage: Eukaryota; Fungi; Ascomycota; Sordariomycetes; Glomerellales; Glomerellaceae
Exons: 1
Coding region: 1-1248 (415 amino acids)
Source: RefSeq, a predicted model, not a curated record
AUGGAGGGAACUGCCAAUGAUGGGAGCGUAAUGCUGGGAAUAUCCAGGGAUGGUACGGCGGGAAUGUCGACUGAGGGGACUGCGAGGGACGGAAUCGAAAGAGCCGGGAGUGAGAGUGACGGGACUGUCAACGACGGCAGCGCCAGCGACGGGAUCGCCAGAGAUGGAAUAUCAAUAGAUGGCACCGCCAAGGUGGGUAUCGAGAUAGAUUGGAGAAUGUUGGGUGGGACUGAUAGGCCAUCAACUGGCGGAAUUGUUACGGACGGGACUGCGAGAGACGGAAUCGAAAGAGCCGGGAGUGAGAGUGACGGAAUGUCGAUCGAAGGAACCGCCAGCGACGGGAGUGAGAGUGACGGGAUGCCAAUCGAAGGGACCGCCAGAGAUGGAAUAUCAAGAGACGGCACUGCCAAGGUCGGUAUUGGGAUAGAUUGGAGAAUGUUGGAUGGGACCGCGAGAGAUGGGACCGAAGGGCUAUCGAUUGAGGGAACGGCCGCGGUUGGGAUCGAGACUGCCGGCAAGUCCAGCGAAGGUAUACCGAUCGAUGGAACCUCCAGCGAUGGGAUCGAGAGAGCCGGUAGCGUAAUAGACGGCACGCUUAGAGACGGGAUCGACAGAGAUGGGAUAACAGGAACAUCGACCGAAGGGACUGCUACAGACGGGACUGAGAGAGCCGGCAGUGCGAUAGACGGUACGUCUAGAGACGGAAUCGACAGCGCCGGCAACGACAGCGAAGGAAUAUCGAGUGACGGAACUGCUCCAGACGGAAGUGUGAGAUCUGGCAGUGUAAUAGACGGCACAGCCAAAGUUGGGAUCGAGAGUGCCGGGAUCGAUAGAGAAGGGAGUCCUACAGACGGGAUCGAUAGAGAAGGGAGUCCUACAGACGGGAUCGAUAGAGAAGGGAGUCCUACAGACGGGAUCGAGAGUGCUGGCACCGACAGUGAAGGGAUUGCGGGAAUGCCGACUGAUGGAACUCCCGCAGACGGGUCCGAAACAUCUGGCAGUGCAAGAGACGGCACAGCCAGGGACGGGAUCGAAAGUGCCGGUAGCGACAGCGACGGGAUUGAUGGAACGCUGACUGAUGGAACCUCUAGGGACGGGAUCGAUAGAGCUGGCAGCGUAAUAGACGGAAUGGCCAAAGAUGGGAUUGAGAGUGGCGGUAUCGAGAGUGACGGGAUCGCGAUAGAGGGAAGCCCAAACUGGGGGAGUCCAUCCGAAGGACCUGCCCCUGAUGGGACCGAGGGGGGUUGA